Vicia faba (fava bean) is the source of this 414-nucleotide messenger RNA. The record is from the annotation of a GenBank genome assembly. NCBI's taxonomy places the organism in Eukaryota, Viridiplantae, Streptophyta, Magnoliopsida, Fabales, Fabaceae.
AUGAUCACAUCAACAAGUAAGGUUGACAUACAAGAUCUCAAGAACAAGAGACAGCUUAAACAAGUAUUAGGUAAAGAUAGAUCACACGAAAAAGCUUCGACUCAACCUCCAGUGCCCAGUGCUUCUUCACUUUGCAACUCAGUGAAGAAACGCGAUGUUAGUGUGCAUGAUUCAAAAGGUGAUGCAGAGAAUAUUGAUGAUGAUGAUGCAGGUUGCAAUAAAGAUGAUGAGAUGAAGCACGAUGUUGUGCAGAGAGUCGAUGAAGGUGCAAGGUGUGGAAGAGAGGGAAGGUUUAUGAGAUCAAGGUUUAUAUGGGCUGCGAAGUUUGUUACAGGAAUCAAGGAGGUUUUGGUUCAAGUUUUUGUAUCGAUUUUAUUUCCUGAAACACGGUUUUUUGGCAAUGCUGCAUUGUAA